Molecule: messenger RNA, 3714 nt
Organism: Vanessa atalanta (red admiral)
Lineage: Eukaryota; Metazoa; Arthropoda; Insecta; Lepidoptera; Nymphalidae
Gene: Dorsal
Product: embryonic polarity protein dorsal
Exons: 13
Coding region: 515-2305 (596 amino acids)
Biological process (GO): innate immune response; response to cytokine; canonical NF-kappaB signal transduction
Cellular component (GO): cytoplasm
Molecular function (GO): DNA binding; DNA-binding transcription factor activity
Source: RefSeq, a predicted model, not a curated record
AUAGUAGUGUGACGUUCUGCUUUGGUGCACACAGACGCGUUUAUCACAUAGACGUUCACUCCGCAAAAGUUGUAACUUCAGACGAUCGUUUCCAAAUUAUAAUCACAAAAUAUAAUUUGCAAAAACGUAUCAGUUUAUUUUAUUAUUAUUGUAAUAAUAAAGUGAUAAUAAUAAUAACGUCGCGUUUCGAUAUAACCUGUUUCUUAAUUCUUGGAACCGUGCAUGCUGUGAUCGAGACGAGACCUUGAUAACUAGUUCCUUGGACGAGCGAAGAGACAGUUAUUAUAGGAUCAUGUUCGAAGAGGUACGUCUUUAGUUUACGUUUCGCAAAGUUUAUCGUGCGUGUUUACUUCGAUAGUUCUAUUAUUAAGUGAGGUUGAGUGAGUUCAAAGUUCGAUUACAGACUUAAUCAGCAAAGUGCAAAACGGCCAGUGUUAUGACGUUAAAAUAAAUGUGUUCGUCUGAAGGACCGCUGUGAGGUGUCCGUGGACGAGACACGUUCGUAAAACGUGCGAUGGACAACAGCGGAGAGGGCGCUCUGCCUGUAGAGCAAGUGGUCGGCGAACAGCCACCCAACCUGAAUAUUAGUGAUGUCAUCGACGCGAUAUCGAGGGCGGACCCGCUGUUCGGCGCGGGCGUAGAGAUGCCGCGACCGCCGGCGCCCCACGCGGGGCAGCCCUUCGUUCGGAUCGUCGAGCAGCCAGCCAGCAAGGCCUUGAGGUUCCGAUACGAAUGUGAGGGCCGGUCAGCUGGUUCGAUUCCUGGCGUGAACAGCACGCCGGAGAGGAAAACUUACCCCACGAUAGAGAUAUGUGGACACAAAGGACCGGCUAUCGUCGUCGUGUCCUGCGUCACGAGAGAGGAGCCCUACAAACCGCAUCCCCACAACUUGGUUGGUCGGGAGCGAUGCGAGAAUGGAGUUUGCACCGUCAAAACGACAAUCAACGAGGAGAACCCGCAGGUCUCCUUCAGCAACCUCGGCAUACAGUGCGUCAAGCGGAAAGACAUCGCAGACGCGCUCAAGACUAGAGAGAGGCUCCGAGUGGAUCCCUUCAGAACGGGCUACAACCACCGGAAUCAACCACAAAGCAUCGACCUGAAUGCAGUGAGACUUUGCUUCCAAGUCUUCAUCCACGAUGAAAGGACCGGGAAGAUACGACUCUCGCUGCCUCCCGUGGUCUCAGAUGUCAUCUACGACAAGAAGGCUAUGAGUGAUCUCGUCAUCAUGCGGCUCAGUCAGUGCUCCGAUUUCCAUAAAGGAGGAACCGAACUGAUACUUCUCUGUGAAAAGGUGACGCGUGAGGACAUCGCCGUGGUGUUCUUCCAGAAGGAGGGCGAGCACGUGGUGUGGGAGGAGAGCGCCAACAUCGUGCUCGUGCACAGGCAGGUCGCCAUCGCCUUCCACACGCCGCCCUACCGCGACCCCAGCGAGCGGCGACAUGUGCAGGUGUACCUGCAGCUGAAGAGGACAUCAGACAACGCAAGAAGCAACGCCGUACCCUUCGAAUACAUCCCCGAAUACCAAGAUACGAGUUAUUUAAAGCAUAAGAGAUUGAAGACGUUAUCGCCGUCUGUCGCGCAUCAGACUUACGAGCAAGACAGAUACGGAAACGACCAACACAUCAAGUCGGAGCCAAGAGAUAAAACUCCACCACACCAAAUGAACAGUCCGCUGAGAGUGUUCUCGCCGCCCUACGAAAAUGAACAAAUUCAAGAAAACCCCUAUCAGUGGGGUAUGCAAGGGAUGUCCAUCGCUGGGCCCAGUCACGUGAGCUACGGGCAGGACAUGCAGUGGAGCCCUAGCUACGUGCAGCUGUCCUCCAGCAUGCAGUCGCAUUCGCCGAACAUGUCGCCCAACUUACAAAUGACUAAUCUUCAGAACAUUCAGCCGAAUUUGCAAACCCUCUCGCCGAAUAUGCAAUCGAUGCCACCCAUGUCCCCCAACAUGCAAAUGUCCCCGAUGGGACAAGUGAUGCCGUCCAUGGGCAGGAUCUCCCCGAUGACUCACGGCGGGAUGUCCCCGAACAUGGGGCAGAUGUCGCCGAGCAUGGGGCACGUCUCGCCCGGCAUGGGGCAUAUCUCUCCUAAUUUAAUGCAGCAGCAGCAACAGCAGCAACAGCGGCAGGAGCUGGUGGCGGCGCCGGCCGGCGACUCGGCGUCGCUGUCGGGGCUGCUGCUGGACCGCGGCGACGUGAUGCCGCAGCUCAACUCGGGCGAGCUGUCGGGCCUGUCGUCGCUGCUGGAGCGCGGGCCCGACCUCAGCGACAGCCUCAACCGCCUCUCCACCAGCGACCUGCUGCACUGACGCGCCGCUCAAAUUAACGCCGAGCGUUCCAAUACCGCCUCUAUUGGAUUAGAGAUGACUAUUCGGAUAUACUUUUAUGUCAACUGAAGAUAAACAAUAAUGAGCGAAAAAAAAUAUUGUUAUUUGAUAAGGAAGUGCGCUAAAUCUCAACUGGAAACAUUUUAAAAACGAGUAUCACAAAAAAUGCAUAAUAGUAAGUCUUUUUGUAAUUUUAAUUAAUUAAUGUUUUUUAUUAACCAAAAAACACAUUGACGGGCGAAACGCUACGUUUUAUGUGUGUUUGUAAAUUGCAUCAAUUUAAUAUAAUGUCUCUCAUAUAGUAACUUUUCGUUUAAAAUAACUUUAUUUAUGUUUUUCGUUAAUAGAUAUAUAUAUUACUUUUAACGAUUAAAAAAAAAUAAACAAAAAAAAUUUAAGUCUUAAUAUAGUCUUCCAAUAAACUAAAAGUUAUAUAAAGUAAUAAUAAAGACAACAUAUCAAAUUAAAGUACAGUUUCUAAAAAAGAGACAAAUCACUUUGAAUUAUAAUAAACCUAUGAAAAAGUAUACAUACAUAUAUAUAUUUUAAAUAUUUUAUUUAUUAACUACUUGUGCUAUUUUGUCCGUAUAUUAGCAAAUACGUUUGUAAAAUAAUAUGAUUUCGAUUGAAUAAUGAUUUACCUCAGCAAGAUCAUUGUUUCAUUUUAUUUGCAUAGAAAUAAAUUAUUACUACUUCUUCAACAUCAGGUGAACAUAAUAUAUGAACUAAUCCGAGUUUAUUUUGGAUACUGAUCCCGGAACACUCGACGUGUUUCGGGAAGACCAUUGACAUUAUCACGGAGCAAUUGCGUUGAAAUCUUAACUACGUCAAAUUUAGAAAUAAAAUAUUUAAAAAAAUGAACCUCUAAAGCCAAUCGAAAUUUUUAUUGAUUAAAUUUCAAUGUAUCUUUCUUAUUGUAUUUGCUGACGUUUAAAGAGAUUGCUAUUUUUGUGAAUUUUAUGAGAUAUAAUUUACUGUUUAUUUUUGUUAUAGUUUGUUGAGUUAAGUGUAGCAAAUAAGGUUAUUUGAUAAAAAACUAUGAAUUGUUACCAAAUAUUGAAGUGUUUAUGAAUUGUAAAAUAUUUUUAACAAAUUUCCCUCAGCUUCUGGUCAUGUAUUUUUUUAAUUAAAACCGUUAUUGUCCGCUUAUCGUUUAUUAGUAGGCAGGCUUCAAUGAAAUAAAACAUCACAACAUACAUAUAUAUAUACCAUAAAUAGCAACUGAAGACAACCCUUCAGGUGAUUGUGAUAUACUUACGACAUUACUUCCAUUUUUUGGUUUUAUUUUUGCCACACAUCACAGUAGAUUUUUUAACGUGCAAUAAUAUAAGUUCGCAUUUAAUGUGUUAAGAAAAAAUGUUGUCAUCUUUAAAAUUAAAUAAUUGACAAUA